UAAUGUACAUAACUUCCAAAUAAGUUGCUUUCCCUACUUUUCAGUCUGUGGGUCCUUCAGUUUUCCAGUUUCUAUAUCCAAGCAGACACCAGUAUGAAGCUAGCUAUGUUGUUUUGUCUCCUUAGUGAUUCACAUGUAAUCGAUUAAUGUCUUAUUUUCUGACGUUAGUAACCAAAGACUUUAUCUUUCGCAAUUGACAUAGUCUAGUCUAAUACCGAAUCAGUACAUCUUGCAACGGCAUCCAGUUGUAGUUGAGACUUGACUAAAGAAAGAGUAAAAGGAACAGAUCAGCAACAGUUUUAAUAGGUUUCUUUUGAAUCCAAAUAUAAUCCCAUCCCAGUACAAUUAACAAACUUUUAAGAUUUAGGUAAUUAGGUUAGCAUGUUGCAGUUUAAUCUAAUUUGAAGCAGGCUUACGGUAUGCUUGGAACUUGUGGAACAGACAUGAAACUCAGGAAAGUAAGAGAAGGCGAAUGAGGGAGAAAUUAAAAGAAAAGAAAGUUUAUUUUCUCUUAUUUGGUUUUGCAAAAAAAAAAAAAGAAAGGAAAGGAAGAAAGGAAACUAUUUUCUCAUGCUUGAUUUUAAAGAGCAAAGGGAAGAAAAUAAUAUGCAAUGUGCCAAUGUGAGUGUAAAAGAGAAGAGGAAGAAAUAAUGAAGGAAAAGGGAAGGGAAUUGACUUUUCACUGCUUUCAGUUGAAUUUUUUCUCUUUUCCUUUCCUUUUCUACCAAGAACCAAACAGAGAAGAAAAAUAGAAUCCUUUCCCUGAAGCGGUGUUCCAGUAAAUUUUCGGCCAUUGAUCACGGGACACUGUUACGAGACGAGAGGAUUCUCACAGGAUCUAAAUAGCAGGAAAUGCACUGGAUCACUUAUUAUUAUACAGAGAAUUUGAACUCAUGUUCCAAACAGAGUGUUAGCCUCCCAAUGCAACCUAGGAAAUUAUAGGCUCAAUUGUGAACUUAAAUUGUCCUGAUCCUCUCUCACUUGACACAAUCUACUUGACAGCUAUGGAGUUGAAAAUGGGUAUACGAGAAUAAGGGUCCCGAAGCAAUAAAGUGGGAUGCUUAGUCCUCAACUUUAUUCAAAAAUGUUCUUUCUUGCUUUUGACAAAAAGGAGGGGCCUAUUGUUCGGUGGUGGAAUCCUGUGCCUUGCUGAAGCAUCUUGGUUCUGGAAUGGCUACGUGUGGUGAGAUUUGGUUUUCAUUCCAAGAACAGGAAUGAGUUAAAGAACAGUAAUAACUAAGCUACAUAAAAAGAAUCCGGGAAGGGCCUGGAAGCGACCCAGACUAGACCGUCCAGUGGCUCCAGUCUAAGGACCGGAGAGGAUCCAUUCCAAAGAACAUAUACCUCAGUCAAACAAUAUACCCGGGGCAUAUUUCGAGAAAAUUAAAUCCCAGGUGAAUGAUUUCAAAAUAUGUAUAAAAAAAAAUUGAUGUACAGAAGAUAGUCUUGUGGAAUUUUUUAGCAAAUAUGUUGUGCUGGACUUUGAAUAGAUAUGACAUGAAAGUACAAUUAAAAAUGCUAUAAGUGGAAGUUAAUGCCAGUAAAAAUGCAUUUAUAUACCAAAACACAAAAAUCAACAACUAAUAAAAUAUGCAUUAACAAGAUACUAUAGUUAACACAUGGUCCAACCAAAGAGAUACCACCAAAUAUAAUUGGAUGAAGGAUAACUUUAGGAAGUGAUAUUUUAUCUUCUCCUGUCCCACAGCAUUUCUAUUACUGCUGGUCUUAACAAAAAACAGGUCCAUAAUUACUUUUAAUGAAUGGGCCUUACUCCAAUUUGUUUUUAGGUCAUCAGACUACUUUGCCAGGCAUUUUGCUCGUCGUAAUUCCCAACGGGCCUUUCUUCCGGCCGACGAUGGUGAAUCCAGCAUUGCCAUUUUUGUCACUCAUAAAUCUACAAAACGAAUCCUGAAAGACAAACGAUAGUGUUACUGAUUAGUUCAGGUACUUGGAAUUGAUGGGAAUCCGAAGCUAAUAAGGUUGUAUUAACUAAAAGCAAAUAUCACCCAACAUGAUUUUUGUUACAAUUAACUUUCUGACAAAUUCUUAAAAAAUAAACAGUUUCGAUCAUUGAAGCAAGCUAAAAAAAGGCCCACAAAGACCCUAAGCGGACAGACAAGUGAGAAUCCAAACCCACAAAUUUAGAAUCUUAUUCUAUAUUCCAAGAGUCUUAAUUAGCAAUCCACACUUCAGGAAAGACUAGAAUAUUUUACCCCACCGAAUAAUCAAAUCCAUAUAUUCUAUGGCAUCGAGUGAUAGACUUAGGCUCCGUUCUGCAACCUUAAAUAAGCCCUUAUUUUUUAAGAAGGCAAUUUCAAGUUAAAAAAUAAUGUGUUUACGUAAAUAAUUUUUCUAUCAAUAUGGAUCUUGUUUGAUAGAUCCUAUCAAGAUCUUUUAUACAGUGCAAAAAAAAUUAAAAAAUUAUUUUUCAUUUACAUUAUUUUUUAGUUUAAAAAUGUGAAAUAAACUGUUUGUUUUUAAGAAGGUUUCUGGAACGGGCCCUUAGAACCUUUACAGCAUAACUUAAUCCAAUUCUAGAGACUAGCAACACAUGACAAAAUCACAAUCUAAUGCAAUACUCACCCAUUCAACAUAGCCACUAGCUCAAGCGAUUCAAUUAGACAAUUAGUAUAAAUAUAGAUCCCAAUACUUUUUUUUCGGGUAAUGUAGGGUGUCCCAAGCCAAAUCUCGAAAUAAUUCUUAAAAUUCAUCUCACAGUCUUUUGAUAUGCUUACUUUUGAUAUGCUUACUUGUAGGGUAAGAUGAUCCCAAAAAUUGCUUGUCAAGAUAAUCAAACUUGUAAUCUUAGGUGAGAAAGAAACUCGUAAAUCGGGUUAAUACAUACCAAUACUUACACAGAGAAGAGAUGUAUUUAUCACAGUUCGCAAUUUGGGAAUGGAAUGGUCGACAGGUAGAGGUGGUUUGAGCCUUUGAGGAAGAACCCAUAAAGGAGGGAAGCCGAAAAGUUGAAAGAAAAACUUCACGAGAGAGAAUGGAAUCCAAUCUGUCUCUCUCUCUCUCUCUCUAAAAAAAGAUGUCUCUCUCUCUAGGUAUAUAUAUUUUCGGAUAGAUACACUGCCAAGCAUCAGCAGCAACCAACCACCUCAACAACAUCCCCCGCCAAAAACAUUCCCGAAUCCCAAGAAACAGAAAACACGCUACCAAAAAAUCGGAAAAAUCCAAAAAAAAAAAAUUAAAAAAAGGAAAAACCACCAACGGAAAUACUACUCCAAAGCAAGGAACCAAUUCAAAAAGGCCACAGCAAAAAGCCAACACUCCCCACCACCACCACCACUCACCCUUCAUCUCCUCCGCCAUCAACGGCCACUCCUCCCCAACCCACCACCGCAAACCCCCCAAAAAUGACACCAUGACGACGUCGUCCUCUAUCCAUCCCCACCCGCCGAAAACCAGACGGAAACUAGUCGUCGACGUCGAGAACGCCAAGGACCUCCUCCCCAAGGACGGCCAGGGCAGUUCCAGCGCCUACGUGGUGCUAGACUACGACGGCCACAAGAAGCGAACCUCGACGGUUUACAGGAACCUGAACCCGGAAUGGAACGAGACGGUCGAGUUCGACGUCUCGGACCCGAGCACGAUGGAGUACGAGGUGCUCGAGGUCGAGGUCUUCAACGACAAGAGGAUGAGUAGCGGGAACGCGAGGAAGAACCAGUUCCUCGGCCGCGUAAAGUUAUACGGCAGCCAGUUCAAGAAGAAAGGCGAGGAAGGCUUGGUGUACUUUCAGUUGGAGAAGAAGAGCGUGUUCAGUUGGAUCCGAGGAGAGCUAGGGUUGAGAAUUUACUACUUCGAUGAGGUUAUUCAGGAUGAUGAGCCGAGAAAUGAUGGUGAUAAUACUAAUGUGCAGCCGGAGAAAGAGGCGGAGCACCACCCGCCGCCGUUUGCCACGGUUGUCGGGGAGGAAGGGAGGGUUGUGCCGUCGGAAAUUGCGAUGGAAGGAUCGCAGUUUCCACCUAUGGUGACGAUAGAGGAGUCUCCUCCACCGGUGGUGAUGGUUCACCAGUCAGACCAUCACCACCGGUAUUAUUAUCACCAGGAGCCUCCGCCGUCGCAUCAACCGGAGCCUCCGCCGUCGCAUCCUCAGCCGCAGCCGGAGUAUUAUCCAGCGGAGGUGAGGAAGAUGCAGUGUGCUACGGGGAGGAAUACUGGAGGAGAGAGUGAGAGAGUUAGGGCUUAUAACAGGCGGCCGAUGAACGGAGGAGAUUAUGCUCCGAAAGUGAUUAACAGCAAGUUUAACAACGGUGAGCCGGAGAGGGUGUACGGCGGACUCGUCGAGCCGAUGCUGUAUUUGUUUAUAAGAAUCGUGAAAGCAAGGGGAAUCAAUCCGAGCGCGGAGGCUCCCUACGUGAAGAUCAGAACGUCGAGCCACUUCGUCAGAUCUAAAACGGCGUUGCGCAGCAGCCCCGAGUGGAACCAGGUCUUCGCCCUCGCUCACAACAAAUCAGACGCGAGCUCCUCGACGCUGGAGAUCUCCGUCUGGGACUCGCCGUCGGAGAAUUUCCUCGGCGGCGUCUGCUUCGACCUCUCCGACGUCCCCGUACGGGAUCCGCCCGACAGCCCUCUCGCUCCUCAGUGGUACCGCCUCGAAGGCGGCGGCGGCGGAGGAGAAGGUACAAAUUCCGGUGCCGUCUCCGGCGAUAUACAGCUGUCAGUCUGGAUCGGGACUCAAGCGGACGACGCUUUUCCCGAGUCUUGGAGCUCGGACGCGCCUUACGUGGCCCACACACGCUCGAAGGUUUAUCAAUCGCCUAAGCUGUGGUACUUGAGAGUGACGGUUAUCGAAGCUCAGGAUCUCCACAUUGGUUCGAAUCUACCGCCGUUGACUGCUCCGGAAAUCCGAGUCAAAGCGCAGCUAGGGUUUCAGUCGGUACGGACGCGGCGAGGAGCGACUAACAGCCACUCGACGACGUCGUUUUUCUGGUACGAAGAUCUCGUCUUCGUCGCCGGCGAGCCGUUGGAAGACACUCUGAUACUGCUCGUUGAGGACCGCACGGGGAAGGAUCCGGUGCUCUUGGGGCACGUUAUGAUUCCUGUGGCCUCAAUUGAGCAGCGAUUGGACGAGCGCCACGUGGGGUCCAAGUGGCUUGGUUUGGAAGGAGGUGUGGGGGGUGGUCAUGGUGGUGGUGGCGGCGGCGGCGGCGGCGGCGGGAACUACUGCGGGCGGAUACACCUGAGGAUGUGCUUGGAGGGCGGGUAUCACGUGCUGGAAGAGGCGGCGCACGUGUGCAGCGAUUACCGGCCGACGGCGAAGCAGCUGUGGAAGCCGGCGGUUGGGAUUUUGGAGCUGGGGAUCCUGGGGGCUCGUGGGUUGUUGCCGAUGAAAACCAGGGGCGGAGGGAAAGGGUCUACCGAUGCUUACUGUGUCGCGAAGUACGGGAAGAAAUGGGUCCGGACCAAAACCAUCACUGACAGCUUUGAUCCACGCUGGAACGAGCAGUACACGUGGCAGGUUUAUGACCCCUGCACUGUUCUCACCAUUGGGGUGUUUGACAACUGGCGUAUGUUUUCGGACGGAACGGAGGACAAACCUGAUUUCCGUAUCGGGAAGGUCCGGAUCCGGGUCUCUACCCUCGAGAGCAACAAGGUCUAUACCAAUUCGUAUCCAUUGCUGGUGCUGUUGAGGACCGGGUUGAAGAAAAUGGGCGAAAUUGAGGUGGCCAUACGGUUUGCUUGCCCGUCUUUGUUGCCAGAAACGGGCGCGAUAUACGGGCAGCCAUUACUUCCUAGAAUGCACUAUCUUCGUCCGUUGGGGGUGGCUCAGCAGGAGGCAUUGCGUGGGGCCGCCACAAAGAUGGUGGCAGCAUGGCUGGCUAGGUCGGAGCCUCCAUUGGGGCCUGAGGUGGUUCGGUAUAUGUUGGAUGCGGAUUCGCACACUUGGAGCAUGAGAAAGAGCAAGGCCAAUUGGUUUCGGAUCGUUGCGGUUUUGGCUUGGGUAGUUGGGUUGGCGAAAUGGUUAGACGAAAUCCGAAGGUGGAGGAACCCGGUUACAACUGUUCUUGUCCAUUUGCUUUACUUGGUGCUUGUUUGGUACCCGGACUUGAUUGUCCCGACCGGAUUCUUGUACGUGACUUUAAUCGGCGUUUGGUACUAUCGGUUCAGACCUAAAAUCCCGGCCGGUAUGGAUACCCGUUUGUCCCAGGCUGAAGCGGUGGAUCCGGACGAACUAGACGAGGAAUUCGACACCAUACCCAGUUCGAAACCGCCCGAAAUACUCCGGGUCAGGUACGACCGGCUGAGGACACUGGCUGCUAGGGUCCAAACAGUGCUGGGUGAUUUUGCAACACAAGGGGAGAGGGUUCAAGCCUUGGUUAGCUGGAGGGACCCAAGGGCCACCAAACUGUUCAUAGGGGUGUGUUUGGCGAUCACAGUGACACUCUACAUGGUGCCACCAAAGAUGGUGGCAGUGGCUCUUGGAUUCUACUUUUUGCGCCACCCAAUGUUCAGAGACCCCAUGCCACCAUCAAACUUGAAUUUCUUUAGAAGAUUACCCAGUUUAUCUGAUAGAUUAAUGUAGUUGUAGAAGAUCAAUAAUCACUUGGGUAAAAAAUCAGCCCCUUUUAGGCUCUUUUUGGGGACCCAGAAAUUGUGGGGGAUUUGUGGUGUUGGAGAGGUAUCUGAAACUGUUUUUGUUUCUAAUAUUUGGGCUGAAAAUGGAAAAGGGUUUUGGUUAAUAAUAACAUGGGAAGGAGUGAAAAAAGUUGGGAGCUGAAAAGGGGACAAAGGUGGGGGAGGAAGUUUUUCCUUUUUCUUUUUGUAGUUGAAUUGAUGGGCUCACUGUUUGAAAAUGGAGAGAUCAAAAAGGGGGAGCAAGGAGUAGUAGAUUGAGGAAAAUAGGGUUAUUAGAUGAAACAUAAUGGCAAAGUUUGAAAUGCCAGUGAUUUUUUUGCUGUAGUUUGUUCUUCGAUAACUCGGAUGUUCGAACCAAUUUUGGUGUAGUUUAUUGCCGGAAGUAUUAGCAUUGAAUUGCACUCUAACUUGUAAGAUUUGCUU
Molecule: messenger RNA, 7008 nt
Organism: Rhododendron vialii
Lineage: Eukaryota; Viridiplantae; Streptophyta; Magnoliopsida; Ericales; Ericaceae
Product: protein QUIRKY
Exons: 1
Coding region: 3371-6532 (1053 amino acids)
Source: RefSeq, a predicted model, not a curated record